AUGGGACAUAACAGCCUUUUGCUCCCCACAGACACCGUGUCCUGGAGAAGUCCGAAAACUGGCUCCGUCUUCAUCAAAUGCCUGAUAGAGCAGCUCCAAACCAACGCCUGGCGCUUCCCCUUGGAGGAGAUCUUCCGAAAGGUCCAGCUCUCCUUUCAAAAUUUUCCUCGUCAGAUGCCCACAAAAGAGAGAACUACCAUGCUGAAAAAGUUCUACCUGUUCCCCGGCCAUUAGGACAAGCCCACGAUAUGGCAGAGCAUUUCCCGGGGGCCCAGCCUCAGUCAGCAUCUCUCCUCCUGCCUGCAUCUUCCACCUGUAGCUUUCCUCUGAACAAGUACCUUCAACUUCUCAGCAGCCCCUUCCCUGGGGCGGUGCCGCCCGCUCGUGCCGGGGCUCCUGCGGCCGCCCAAAGGACUGUCUGAAAUGCGGAGUCGCAGCCUGGCAGACGCUGCAGAGCAGGCAGCCCCCCGGCUGCAGCACAAAGCCGAUUGUUUCUCAGAGCUCUGCACCGGCAGCCCCCCAGCACUGAACUGGCUCUUCCAGCGAGAGACACCCGCAGCCCCACGGCUGUCAAGACCCGAUAGCAUUGGCCUCCCAGAGAUCAGGGUGCACUCUGAUCAUUCCCUCCGAGUCCCCGGGUGGGCCGGUCAGUGAGUCUCUGCAGCCAGGGCUGGCCCGAGCCAUUUUGGCGCCCCGG
Messenger RNA from Pelodiscus sinensis (Chinese soft-shelled turtle), 697 nucleotides. The record is from RefSeq and is a predicted model, not a curated record. Lineage: Eukaryota; Metazoa; Chordata; Testudines; Trionychidae.